Messenger RNA from Dromiciops gliroides (monito del monte), 3049 nucleotides. It is a transcript of the gene SACK1C, whose product is annotated as family with sequence similarity 83 member C. The transcript is spliced from 4 exons. Gene Ontology annotation, biological process: epidermal growth factor receptor signaling pathway. Bases 149 to 2206 code for a protein of 685 amino acids. NCBI's taxonomy places the organism in Eukaryota, Metazoa, Chordata, Mammalia, Microbiotheria, Microbiotheriidae. The record is from RefSeq and is a predicted model, not a curated record.
GGCACUUGCCUCUUCACAUCUUUCCCUGUAGUCAUUCAGCAAAAGCAGGGAAGCAUAAACCAUGGGGAGGCCAAAAUCCAAGGCUGGAGCCUUGGGGCUAAGGGUGCAGUUUGGAUAGGUUGUGGUUCUAGGAGUGGGUCUCAAGAACAUGUUUGGAGGCCCAGGAGCCCUGCGGGGCCGAGUAGAGGAACUCAAACGGCCCUGGUGGCGAGAGGCCCUACCCCUGGUCCUGAAGCACAGUGAAGCCGCCCGGCUGGCUGCAGACGCCCUCCUAGAACAUGGGGAGGCUGCCUAUCUUCGAGUCAUUGCCGAGGAACGGGAGCUGCCCUUCCUUUCUACCCUGGACCUUGACUAUAUGACCCAGCAUGCUCGUGGAGGUCCUGAGAUUGGGGACAGUGGUGAGAGUGGAGAUAGAAAUGGCAAGGCAGGCCCCCAGACCUCUGGCACUGCUGACCGGCUCAGCCUCAUCUCUCAGGCCACCUCUGGCACCUACUUCCCAGCAGCAACAGAUGCUGAGCCACCUGCCCUGGACCUGGGCUGGCCUGACGUGCCCCAGGCCACAGGCUUCAGCCCCACACAAGCUGUUGUUCACUUCCAGAGGGACAAGGCCAAGAACAUCAAAGACUUACUGCGCUUCCUCUUCAGCCAAGCCCGCACGGUUGUGGCUGUGGUAAUGGAUGUAUUCACAGACAUGGAGCUGCUCUGUGACUUAAUGGAGGCUUCAGGCCGUCGUGCUGUACCUGUUUACCUGCUGCUGGCUCAGGACAACUUGCACCACUUCCUGGAGAUGUGCUACAAGAUGGAUCUCACGGGGGGCCACCUGCCGAACAUGCGUGUGCGGAGCAUUUGUGGGGACACCUACUGCAGCAAGGCAGGACGCCGCUUCACAGGGCAGGCGCUGGAAAAGUUUGUCAUCAUUGACUGUGAGCAGGUGGUGGCUGGGAGCUACAGCUUCACAUGGCUCUGCAGUCAGGUUCACACCAGCCUGGUGCUGCAGCUUCGGGGCCGCAUUGUUGAGGACUUCGAUCGAGAGUUCCGCUGCAUGUUUGCUGAGUCUCAGGCUGUGGAGGGCUUCUCUGGUGGCGAAGAGGAUAUCUUGGCUCCUCGGGCUCCCCGCCCACCCCCACCUGCCCUGGCUUUUGAGUCAGGCCUCCCUAGUUCUCCAUCUAUCUCACCAAUUGGCCCUAGCCUUGGCAGUAUCAAAUGUUCCCCCCUUACAAGCUCUUCCUACUGUGGGCUACCUGGAGGUGGUGGCAUUGGCUUCAGUGGUCUCAUAGCCUCUGGUUCUCCUGGUCCUGGCCGGCGCCAAGCCAGUGGUCCCUUUCCCCUGCACCGACGAUUGUCAGACCCCAACCACAGCCCAACCACAGCCUAUCGACCCAGCCUAGGCACGCUGGGGACAGCUCCUUGGGCUCAGUCAUCGCCAGCCCUCAAUCAGGAAGGGCUAGGGCUGGGGCUUGGACCAGGGUUAGGGAGCCCUCUGUUUUCUCGCCAGCUCCACCUUGUGCCCCUUCCUCGGCUUCCAGAGAAUGGGCUCACCCAUAGCCAGGAGCCCGGCAUACCCAGGGGCUUCUGUGGAAUGCCUACACUAGUCCCAGAAGCAAGUCAGAAGCCAUCACAGGAGAGGAAGCCAUCCCCUCCCAGCCACAACUAUGGACGACUAGACCUCCUGCCCAGGGGUUCUCAGACACCCGAUUCUGGGAACCCAGGCUCUGGGGACCACGAGCAGUCUACUGACCAGAGACGGCCAACUUUGGGCCAACUGGACCUUGUAGCUAAAUAUGGCCCAUUCCGGAUGGAGGGGGCAGGGCCAGUUAGGAUCUCUACCCCAGACACCACGGGCAGGGCCAAGGUGGCCUCCGAAGAUGAGAAGCGACUGACCCUGGGCCACAGCAAGUUGGACCUCAUCACCAAAUACCACAGGCUACAGGGGGUAAAAAGGAGCCCAGACCCAGGCGUCCCUGGCAUCCCCAAUGUCCCUAGCCCACGGCAAUCUGUUGUUUCUGGUGUACCUAUUGUUCCUAACCCACAGGAGCCUAUUGUCUCCAGUGUUCCUGGCCCGCAAGCAUUCUGUCUCCCUGCUGGUACCCAGAAUCAUACUCCUGGGGAUGAAAAACGUCUGACUCUUGGUCAUAGCAAGCUGGAUCUCAUCACAAAAUAUAACAAGUCCAAGUUCAGACUAAUCCGAAGCCGCUUUGAAACCUAAGACCCCUUCGCCUGCUCCUCAGGCCCAGGUUCUACAGGAAACCUCUGUAGCUGGUCCCAGUUUAUUGCUGGCCUGACCUGUCACAGGCCCAAGGGUUAGAACCAGAGACAAGUGUCACCAGAGGCCAAGGUUACUAAUCCCAUCUGACCCCUAAUGUCCCAGAUAUCCAACCUCUUCACCUAAAAUUCCAGCCUACUGAUCCCAACCCCACUAACCACAGCCUCAUUUCUGACCUACUGACCCUGGCCCCUCCCCCCCAUCUCCACCCCACUAUGGACUGUACUUAUCCACUGAUAUCCAGUAUCACUGAAUCCUGCCCCACUGACUUCCAACCAUAGCAACCCUCAUUUUUGACCCCAACACACACAGGUCAACCAGUAUUUAUUGAUCCCUUAUUUUGUGCUUAUGAACCCUAUUCCAGGUGUUGGGGGUGGGGAGAACAGGGUUGUGGCUAGGAUUAUCCUAAAGUAAUGAGUUUAUCAUGUCAUUAAUGAGGUCCUAUUUGAACAAGACUUCAUUACCUUCCGAGGUCCCUGACCCCGGAGCAGGUGAGGGCACCUAUUCUGUGGGGUGGAGUCCAGAAAGUAAAUUGCCAGACUGCCACGCCUGGCUUCUGGGGUUUGCUACUAGAAGUUAGAAGGGAGAGAUCAGGAAAGGGAAAGAAGAGGACUGACUAGAAGACUCCUCCCAGAUAGGGGGAGGUACUCCAAGGCAAGGAGGACUCAGUCGACCUGACAAACACGUGAAUGCAUGCAAACCCCUUUCCCCCAGGGUCCACAGGACAGCUCUUUCCCUGGGACAUAUGGGUGUCCAGUCACAGUGGGAAAUUAACACAAAUAAACU